UAUAUUUUUCUAAAUCACACAUUAGCCCACAAAAACCUUCUUUUCUUCUUUUCUUGUUUCGUUAGCGUCAUUGCUAAACCUCAACCGAGCCGUGAAAGCAAGCAAGCCGAGUUUUAAAGCGCCACCCUUUUCCUUUUCCUCUUUCGUCGCUCAAGCCUUUUCUAUGGAGAACGAGGAAACGAUUAACGACAAAUCAGAGGCCGAAGUUUCGGAUGCGGUGGUUCAUUGCCAUUUCGACGGUGGCGGUGGCCAGGCAGAUGCAAAAUCGCUCGGUCGGAGGAAGGAUAUUCUGAAAGCUCUGGAGGCAGUGGAGAGAGAUUCGGCUGCCAUCGCUGAGAGCUUCUCCUCUCUCUUCGGCUCUCUCCGUCACUCGCUCUCGCAGGCUACUGGCUCUACGGUUGAACACAUGAACUGCUUCAGUGAUGCAACUGGACGCCUUCAAGAAUGUGUACUUGAUGCAGCAACAAAGGGAAAUCGAUACAUAAACUCCUGUCUGAGACUGAAUGAAGAGAUGAAAGACAUGGAUGCUCUUGCAACAAAGCUAAAAAUUCUCAGGAGACAUGUUGAUGCACUGGACUCGGUGGUAAAUCGAGUUGUUCGGUUACCUUGAUGCUUCGACAUUGACCAAAUGACAACUUCCUUGCUCUUAUUACUGUUAUUUGCUAAAGGUGGCAGUGAUUUUUGUUGUUGCUAUCCAGUUAAAGAAGUUGAGAUAGUGAAAAAUUCCUAGCUGAAUCUUCCACUUGUAUGCAUAUACCUCACAUUUUCUGGUGAUGUUCUGUGGGCUGAAGGAAGCUAUAUGAUAUACAGUACAUAUAUACAAAUAUCAAGCAUAAAAUCUAUUUUGUAUUUAUUGAUUA
This is a messenger RNA of Salvia miltiorrhiza (redroot sage), 860 nucleotides long. RefSeq lists its product as uncharacterized. The transcript is spliced from 5 exons. The record is from RefSeq and is a predicted model, not a curated record. NCBI's taxonomy places the organism in Eukaryota, Viridiplantae, Streptophyta, Magnoliopsida, Lamiales, Lamiaceae. Bases 164 to 610 code for a protein of 148 amino acids.